Paramecium pentaurelia is the source of this 2642-nucleotide messenger RNA. The record is from the annotation of a GenBank genome assembly. NCBI's taxonomy places the organism in Eukaryota, Ciliophora, Oligohymenophorea, Peniculida, Parameciidae.
AUGUUAAAUUAGGAUGUUGAUUUGAACAUCCAACCAUUCCUUAAUCAAAUUCCUAAGGCCAUUACUCUUACAGAUCAUAGUUUUAGCUUAGAGAAUGACAUGCUUCUUGGAUGGGCUCCAAAAGUUGACUAUAGUAAAUUACUAACACUCAACUUUGCUAAUCACUUAAAUGACUCAAUCAUUGCCAAAGCAUUACACAAUAAUCAAUUACUUUAUCUUGGAUUUAGACCUUAAGACACUGGACAAAUGCAUAAAUAAUACUCUAAUGGAUCAUCCUAUCCUUUCAAAUAAAUUAAAAUAUUACAAAGAAAACCUUAAUUACCUUUUCUAGGCAUGAAUCCGAAUCUAAGUAGUAGAAUCCUAUUUAAUUCAACAUUUGAGAGUGGUAAUUUAGAUAUUGUAGUCAAGUGUUCUGAUACAGAAUACGAUCUGUAUAUGAGAGUAGAUGGUAAUACUAAAGGACAUACUUUAUGGUACAACUUUGAAAUGACAGGAAUGAAGAAAACAGAAGUAAUACAAUUAAAUAUAUGUAAUUUUCGCAAAUCACGUACUCUUUAUGAAAGAGGAAUGAAACCGUAUAUAUGGAGAUCAACAAAUCCUGAAUGGUUAUAAGGAGGAGAAUAAAUAUAAUAUAAAACUCAUUAUAAUUCACAUUAUAAUAGUUUAUCUUUUAAAUUAGUUUGUAAUGGAGAUAAUGAAGUUAUUAAAGUAGCUUAUUGUGUACCAUAUACAUAUACAUAAAUGCUUGAAUUUUGUUGGAAUAUGUAGAAAAAUUGUAAUCAUGUUGAAAAAACAGUAUUUUGUGAAUCAUUAAGUGGUGUACAAUUACCACUAUAUACAUUUAGUUAUGGUAAUAAUUAUUAAAACUAAAAAUGUAUGAUAAUUUAAGCUAGAAUACAUCCUGGUGAAUCAAAUGGUUCUUGGGUAAUGUAAGGAUUAUUAGAAUUUUUAUCUAGUCAAUAAGGAUUGAAACUUAUUAAAAAGUAUUUAAUAUAAAUUAUAAUAUAGAUGUGUAAUAAAAGUUGUACCUAUGAUGAAUCCUGAUGGAGUAAUUUUAGGAAAUUAUAGAACAGGGAUAGCAGGUAAAGAUUUGAAUCGUAGAUUUAAAUUAACAGAUUAAAUGUUAUUUCCUACAGUAUGGGCAAUGAAAAGAUUAGUGAAAGAGUAACAUAGUAUUUUUGGGAACAAUUUAAUUGGAUUUAUUGAUUUGCAUGGUCAUUCUGGUAAGAAUAACAAAUAUAUAAGUAAAAAAGAAUGUAUUUCUUUAUGGUCCUGAAUAUCCAUUGUGGAAUUAUAAUUAUUAUAAAUGUAGAGUAUUGGCUAAAUUACUUGGUUAGAAGACUGAAAUGUUUAGAUAUUAUUCUUCAAUAUUUAGAAUAAGUUAAUCAAAGAAAUCAACAGCAAGAGGAGUGUUUUUAGAUUUAUAUGAUAUAGUAAAUUGUUUUACAAUAGAAUCAUCAAAUGGAAGUUAUUAUAAUUAAACAUAGACAUUUGAAUUUACAUGUAAACAUUGGAUUUAGAUGGGAUGGAUAAUAGGAGAGACAUUAACAGAAUUAGUUGAAAUGUAAAGUGAAAUGGAUAUGAUAUAUAAUCAAAAAAAUGAUGAAACUAAAAGAUCAAAUAGAUAAAUUAAGAAUUAAAUGUUUAAUAAAAAACGUAGUUUUACUGGUUAUUAAGAGGAUUAAUGUUAUUAAUAAUUUUAAAAUACUAAAUUUGCUAAUCUUUUUGAUGAACUUAAAUAAGAUGCUGAUAAAAUGAAUAUAUCAGUAUCUGAAAAAGAAUCUGAUUCUUCUGAUGAUGAUGGUAGUGAAACCUAUUUAGAAGAUAUUAAAUAAUAAAUAUUAUAAGAAGACUUUUCUAAAUCAAAAUAUAAAGAUAAACCAAUGAUUUCUAUUAUGUAACCAAUUUCAAAAUCUAAAAUUGAAUAAAGAUUUAGUCCUAGAAUAUAAUAAUAAUAAUCUUCACAAUAAUCCAUUAUGCUUAGUAUAUAAAAAAGUGAAAAGAAAUUUAAUAAUCCUUCUAGAUCUGUCUAAAAUUCUAUUAUUAAAAAAGUAUCAUCUAAUUCUUAAUCUAAAAAGUCUACCAAAAUUACUAAUUAUAUUACUAAUUAUCCUAAUGGAUAGAAUUCAGCUACUCUUGUAUUUUAAGAAGAUUAUAAUCUUAAUUAAUUUUAACCAUCUUAAUAAUUGAUGCAUACUACAUUAUAAAGACCAUCUACUGCUAAUUUAGAAGUUACAGAAGAAGAUAUCCCUUUUCCAAUUCAAUCAUUUAAUACAUCUAAUUACAAUGUGUUUAAAUAACAUACUAGAUUAAGAAGCAAUAUCACUAUUAAUAAAUAAAUUAAAGAUUAAAAAAAGUUACAAUCCAAAUCACAUUAAACUACACCACCUUUAUUAUAAUAAAUGGGUAUCAAUGUAAAAAGUAAAUUAAAUACUUAAACUAAUUUGGAAUAACUUGGAUUAAAAAUCAAACCAUAACAUUUCUUAGCUCCAAAGAAAUCAGAAGAACCAAUAAUAACAGAUUUAUCUAAAAAUAUCAAUAGUAUUAUAGAGAAUUAAAAAUCAACCAGACCUCCUAAACCUAAUGUACCUCCAUCCUUCUACUCUGUAAAAAGGCAUAUGAUGCUUAGACUUAAAAAUUGA